CUUGUUGGUGAGAUCAUCCAAUCAGCGCACGGACUUUUACUUCUCUCGUAGUCGGAGUCUCUAGCCCCGCCCCCUGCCUCUGUCUCUCUGAUGUCUACCCUUUCCUGGCGCCCUGCGGUGAUUGGGGCCUCCCCGCCUCAUGCGCCGCUGCUGCCCGGUACUAUUUGUAAACAGCGCCGGGGAACCUCCACCCCCGUCCGCCUCAUCCUGCUCCCGCCCACCGGAGCCUCCCCCAUCCAAGAUGGCGGCAGGUGGGAGCGGCGGCCUGUCGUUCCCCGGGGUAGUGGGCAACAGCGCCCCCAGCAACCGCAGUGGAUCGUCGGCCACGUCCUACAACUAUAGCGGCGGAGCCGCGGCCUCAUCCCCCGGGAACCAGGCAGCGUCUGCGGUCUCCUCGACCGGGGCCUCCCCCCCAGCUGCCCCGCCUCCGCCCCCCCCUGCGGGCGCUGGCCUCCUGCACCGAGAGCCCGUGUAUAACUGGCAGGCCACCAAGACCACGGUGCGGGAGCGCUUCACCUUCCUCUUCAACAACGAGGUGCUGAGCGACGUGCACUUCCUGGUGGGGAAGGGACUGGGCAGCCAGCGGAUCCCCGCACACAGGUUUGUUUUGGCAGUUGGAAGUGCAGUCUUUGAUGCCAUGUUUAAUGGUGGCAUGGCCACAACAUCCACAGAAAUUGAAUUGCCAGAUGUUGAACCUGCUGCUUUUCUUGCUUUGCUAAAAAGCUGCAUGCUGAACGCUGGCUCCCUGGUCUCUCCCCUGCUGAACUUCACAGGCUGGAAAAAAGAGGAGGGGGGCACAUUGGCGACGCAGUUCCUGUAUUCUGACGAGGUGCAGAUUGGACCUGAGACAGUCAUGACUACUCUGUACACAGCGAAGAAGUAUGCAGUGCCAGCACUGGAGGCCCAUUGUGUGGAGUUUCUGAAGAAGAACCUAAGGGCUGAUAAUGCUUUCAUGUUACUUACUCAGGCUCGCCUCUUUGAUGAACCUCAGCUUGCCAGUCUCUGCUUGGAAAAUAUAGAUAAAAACACUUCUGAUGCCCUAAAUGCAGAAGGAUUCACUGACGUAGAUUUGGAUACCUUGGUUGCAGUGUUGGAACGAGACACAUUGGGGAUCCGCGAGAUUAGACUGUUUAAUGCAGUGGUACGCUGGUCUGAGGCAGAGUGCCAGAGACAGCAACAACCAAUUACCUCCGAAAACAAACGGAAAGCGCUUGGCAAGGCAUUGUCUCUUAUCCGUUUCCCACUUAUGACUAUUGAAGAGUUUGCUGCAGGUUCCUCCCCAGGUCCAGCUCAGUCAGGCAUUCUUACGGACCGGGAGGUAGUGAGCCUGUUCCUGCACUUUACAGUGAACCCCAAACCUCGGGUGGAGUUCAUAGAUAGGCCAAGAUGUUGCCUGCGGGGAAAAGAGUGUAAUAUUAACCGUUUCCAGCAGGUGGAAAGCCGUUGGGGUUACAGUGGAACCAGUGACCGAAUAAGAUUUUCAGUUAAUAGAAGAAUAUUUGUUGUGGGAUUUGCACUGUAUGGGUCAAUACAUGGUCCCACAGACUAUCAAGUAAACAUACAGAUUAUUCACACGGACAGCAACACUGUCUUAGGCCAGAAUGACACCGGUUUCAGCUGUGAUGGCUCUUCCAGCACAUUUAGAGUGAUGUUUAAAGAACCAGUGGAAAUACUCCCCAAUGUCAACUACACUGCUUGUGCCACACUAAAGGGUCCGGAUUCCCACUAUGGUACAAAGGGACUGCGGAAAGUUAUACAUGAAUCUCCCACUACUGGCGCCAAGACUUGCUUCACAUUUUGUUACGCAGCAGGCAAUAACAAUGGGACCUCAGUUGAGGAUGGACAGAUUCCUGAGAUAAUCUUCUAUACAUAGGCUGGAUAAAAGCUCUUACGGAAACGAUAGAAGGCCUGCUGUCCUUCCCUUUGAUUACAGCAAAGGGAAAAGAUUUGGAUGGUAUCAGGAGGCCGGUUCAUGUGCCUAGCAUAGGGCGCCUUUUCAGUGGGGAUGGGGAGAACUGGCAUAACAUUUUCAUUGGGUACUGUACCCCUGUAGUGCUGCCAUCUAUCCCACACUUAGCAAGUCAUCCGCUUUUUGGCAUGGCUACUAAACAUUACCAUUUGCCUGUUCCUCAUCUCACCCAGAGACUUGUUCAAAGCCAAAAAAUUGAGCUUAAGUCUUCUGUUCCACCUGAGUUAAUGAUGCUCCAUGUAAGUAGUAAUCCUGCAGCCUCCAGUGCUAGUGGUGUAUCUAGCCUUUACAUGUUAGGAGAGGCAGGGGGAAUGAGUAAACAAUUGUCUUCAAAAUUGUUGUUUAUUUGGAGAAUAAAUAGAAAAUAUCAAUACAAAAAGAAAUUUAUAAAUAUAGAAUAUUUUUCUGUCUAUAGUUGAUUGUGGUGUAGUGCUUUGUCUGGGCUGUUUGCAUGGACCAUCAGCAGUGUCCAAGAGACAAUGUCACAAGGUGCUGGAUGACUUGGGACUCAUUUUGGUCAGGCUGUGUGUGUAGGGGGGGGGGGGGCGUUAUUUUAUUCCACACUCCAUCCAUGUUGCUCCACCUUGCUGCCACAUCACGUGACAGGACAUAGUGUUAAAGGCCCCCUGGGAUAAAUAAGCCAUUUUGUUUUUUUAAUUGGGACAAUCUACGAUUUUAAGCACUUAGGCGUCUCUCCCUUUCUGAAAGAGACGACAGACUUCAAAUGUAGUUUGCAGUCAUAAUGGUCACUACUGCUAAUUUAAUAGUGCCUGCUUCAUCAGCAGUUGUUUCGUUUACACUCUUCCCUUCAUUCUGCCUGUUCUGUUAAAUCUGAAUAUGCCCAUCAGUCAUUUCCACUUAUAGUUUAACUUAUCCACUAAUUUUCAUCCUUAUUCCUAUUUUUAUACAUGUUGCAAUCACAUCUCCCCUAUUCAUGAUCACAAAUGCAGCAUAUUCUGUGCUUUAUAGCACUAAGCACUUUGCCACAAAUUAGUAUUUCACAUUGCUAUCUUCAUCUGGCAUUGCAGAAGGAUGCACUCCACCAAGGUGAAUAUUCUUUAACUGAGUUUAUUAAUGUAUCCGAUCCUGCAUCUGUGAAGGACUUUUUCUCAAAUUGUCACGAACAUUUCAGCUACUUGUAAAUCAGCACUCUGAAAAUUGUGUGUUAAAAUCCUUAUAAAACUACAGCUCUCUCAUGCCAUCUUCUGCAGUGAUGUGGUCUACUUGUUCCAUAGAAAGGAAUAAACAUAUUCUAGAGAUUUGUAUUUCUAAAGCAGCAGAGCACACCAUCUUAGGCUUUCCAUUUGGACAGUUAUCUCACAUUUGGACCCUAGGGUCUCUAUUUGGCCUCUCGUGUCUAACUUAUGUUUGCUUAAGUAUGAAACUGACCAGCUAUUUCUAUAAAUGUUAAUUGAUUUGGCGCAGUUAAAGAAAAGCAUUGGUCUUUGGUAGUUGCUGUGAGGUCCCAAAUCCCAGCUGAUGGUUGCUAUAAAGACCAUUGAGUGAUCAAUCCACAGGACAUUGUAUAGUGGUACUGUAGAAGAGCUGCAAUGUAUGCUCUGUGUAAAGUUUAAGUGUUGGCGACUGUUAGCGACAGAGGGCCUCAGAGUAAGCGCAUGCAGGUGUUUCAUAUGCAUUCUCGCAAUCAUCAUUUAUUGCUGAGAUACCCUUUAACUAUAAAGAAAGUUCUAUAUCCAAAGUGUAUCCCAGUCUUAAAAUGUUUUUGCCUAUCUGAUAAAAACACCAGCUAGGAAGGAGUGAGGGAGGUCCAGCCAAGCUUGUGGCUUUUAUCCUCACUAUUGUGUAUAUAUUGGUUUCAUGUUUGCUUGAUUCCUCUCCCACCCCCCCCCCCCCCCCCCCCCCACCCCCCACAUAGUGUGGUGUUUUUUUUUAUUUUUAUAAUGCAUCAGCAGUGUGCUGGCAGCAGAUAUGCAGAAUGCAUUGGAGACAUUACUAGGUAGCCAGUAAUUGGCCUAAUCCAACUCACAGCAGAAUUUUCCGUGUUGUGUUAAAUUGACGUUUAAGAGUCGGGGUGAAAAUAGUGACAAUAUUGUAUCACAAGCUGGUGCGAGAACAGAAAGUAUGUGGCCGAUGCUGACGUAUAAUGCAUGCAGAAUGCUAACACAUGAAUGAACUCUGGCCAGUCAGUCUUGGUAACUGGACACCUGACCUCACUGCACAUAGAGGAGCACUUCUGUAGAAUUAACACGCUUUAUUUACAUACCAAAAUCAAAUCAAUUCCAUUAGGACAUCUGCAAUAAUUAAAUUUCCAUGCUAAAAUUCUUCCCAAUUUUUUUUUCAAGAGUAUAGAGCUUAUAAUUUCUCACAUUCUUUAUCAUUCUUGAAUGUAAAUAUGUUGGUAUUGCGCCCCCCCCCCCCUCCUUUUAUUUUGAUUUACUUAUUUACUAUUAUUUCGGUCUAUUACAAAGACCAAGCUCUAUAUUCUGCAUCUUGAAUGUACACUCCCAUCUUACCCUGCUUCUCGGUUUGUAAAUAGACAAUGAAUAAAGACAUAUAAUUAA
Messenger RNA from Pseudophryne corroboree (corroboree frog), 4491 nucleotides. It is a transcript of the gene BTBD2, whose product is annotated as BTB domain containing 2. The record is from RefSeq and is a predicted model, not a curated record. Gene Ontology annotation, molecular function: protein binding. Gene Ontology annotation, cellular component: P-body; cytosol. The transcript is spliced from 10 exons. Gene Ontology annotation, biological process: neurogenesis. Bases 140 to 1873 code for a protein of 577 amino acids. Lineage: Eukaryota; Metazoa; Chordata; Amphibia; Anura; Myobatrachidae.